This is a messenger RNA of Tricharina praecox, 1807 nucleotides long. Its product is annotated as Alpha/Beta hydrolase protein. Bases 430 to 1593 code for a protein of 387 amino acids. The record is from RefSeq and is a predicted model, not a curated record. The transcript has 2 exons. NCBI's taxonomy places the organism in Eukaryota, Fungi, Ascomycota, Pezizomycetes, Pezizales, Pyronemataceae.
CCAUUCUCCACACACGCCCUACAUAGCGCCCGCCAUCACGAUUCACGCCAGCCGCCCGCGCUCUCCGCGCCCGUCCGUCUGACGGUGGCAGGGACCGCACCCCCCUGGCCGCCUGGCGUGCCAAGUACAGGGGACUUGCAUCGAACGCACAUCACGGGAGGGAUUCACAGCCUACUCUACAGGUUGCUCGGUGAGAUUUGAUACAAAUAACCAACAGCAUUCCACCCACGGCAUGGCGGCGGUGCACUUUCCAUUCAGUUAUGCCACUAACCCCCGAACAGGACAGGACAGAGUAGUGGGAGGCGGACCGCGUACUCGACUCCACCUACACCCAUACACCCAAAGCUCGAGCGAGCGAGCCAGCUCUUCCCCUUCUCUCCUCCUCCUCCUCCUCCUCACACUCCCCUUCGCCGUACCGAACGAGCACGAAUGAUCAGCGCCUGUUUCCCGACCCUCUCUCGGCUCUUCCACCGACACCGUGACGCGGCCGCGGGCGUGGAGAUCACCGACGGCCCGGACGUUCCGCCCGCGCCGAAAACAUACACCUACAGCACGCCGUCGAAAGUCCCACUAAAGGUCGACGUCUACCUCCCCACGCGACAUCCCGGCUGGCCGUCCCCAACCAUCAUCUUCUUCCACGGGGGGGCACUCCUCUACGGAGACCGACGGUUCAUUCUUCGGGGCCUGUGCGACGACUGCGUUUCCCGCGGCUGGACCUUCCUCUCGUACGACUACCGCAAACUCCUCCCCUGCACCGGCCACGACCUCCUCCAAGACCUGCAGGCUGCCUUCACGCACUACCACACGGUGCUCGUACCGGCACACAACCUCAGCGCGACCAACGUCUUCGUCGCGGGCUACAGCGCAGGCGGGUACCUGGCGCAGCUCGCCGCGAGCCACUGGGAGCCGAAGCCUCUCGGCCUCUUCCUCGUCGCCGCACAAGGCGGCAAACUCCUAUCCCCGCACCACUAUGGCCUGAAGCGGCGCGACUCCUCCACCAACCCCACCACUACCACCACUACCACCCCCAGCACCACCACCGACCCCCCGCCCACCGAAGAAGUGGCAACGUAUCUCGCUGGCGAGACACGCACGAUCGGCGCGCUACCGCAGAGCGACGCGACACAGUCGGCCGAGUUCUGGGCGCGGAUGCGAGUCGCGCAAGAAGUCUGGCGGCGCGGACUAUACCUCGACAUCGUGACGGGGAUAUCUGGGCUGGGGGCGCGACUGCGCGACGUCGCCGCCGCCGACGAUGCCGCGCGCGAGCGCCUCAUCCCCGAAUCCACUAGGUGCCUCUUUCCAGAACUCCUCAUCGACGAGACGUUCCCGCCCGCGUUCGUGGUGCAUGGGGAUAUGGACGCGAGCGUCCUGCUCGAGGAGAGCGAGGCGCUUGUCAACCGCCUCAAGGCGAAGUAUGUUCUCGCCCAGCUGGUCGUCAUCGAGGGGUGCGCGCACCAGACUAUGGUCUACGACAUGAUCUAUCGCAACUACAUGUCGGGCGUGAUGACGUUCUUUGAGGGGAGGAUGGUGGGCGACGAGGGCGAGGAUGAGGUCGUGGGGCUCGGCGAGGACGAGGAUGAGGAGGAUACAUAAUAGACUCCGGAGACUCGGGAGUCCUGGUGAUGCUGCGUGAUGACUAAGGAAGCAUGAACUUUGCGGAGGGCGAGCUGACUCUCUUGCGUUUUGGUGCAUUAUAUACUCAUGUAGAAGAUGUAUACUGUGAGAUGAGCGCAGAAUGCGGGCAGGCGGUCCUGCGUCGGGCCGACAUAAUUCUACUUCCACGGGCAGGCGGGUCCUGCGCCGAGGC